GCAGACACAAUUGUGCAAGAUUUCAGGAUUAUAUAUGCUCUAUAAUUUGAUGCCAUCUCCAAGUUUUCAAAAGCAAUACCUGACAUGAACAACAGCUAAGUAAGAACCAUGACGUUAUCCGCCCCAACCCCCAAAAGCCUUUCGCACCAACCGUGUGCAAUCAAAGAAUACAACGACCGCAUUCGAGACUGGUUACUGGACCCAGGCCUGGAUAUCCAGGGCAGACUAUUGGCUGGUGGCCACCUCAGCGUGCAGCCUCAGCCUCCAAAAGACGCGCCAACGAAACCACCACCCAAGGCACACAUUUAGGUGGUCGCCUGUUUCAAUCUCAUUUCACAUGUUGCGCGCGCCCUGCAGUUGCUUUUUUAUUGCCUGCCACCGAAUUGUGGCUGAUAGUUCAUGGCGAUAAUAGGGUCAAAGUGAUUGAUAUAGUUGGUAUUAUUGAGUAAUGGGGCCGGUCAUCUCACCCCAGGUGAUGAAUGGGGAAAACAAGAAAAGGUGUCACACAUGGAUUUAGUCUGUUUUGAUUUAGCG
Messenger RNA from Fusarium redolens, 534 nucleotides. RefSeq lists its product as uncharacterized. Bases 109 to 309 code for a protein of 66 amino acids. Lineage: Eukaryota; Fungi; Ascomycota; Sordariomycetes; Hypocreales; Nectriaceae. The transcript has 2 exons. The record is from RefSeq and is a predicted model, not a curated record.